Molecule: messenger RNA, 849 nt
Organism: Micromonas commoda
Lineage: Eukaryota; Viridiplantae; Chlorophyta; Mamiellophyceae; Mamiellales; Mamiellaceae
Exons: 1
Biological process (GO): heme biosynthetic process
Cellular component (GO): mitochondrion; membrane
Molecular function (GO): protoheme IX farnesyltransferase activity
Source: RefSeq, a predicted model, not a curated record
CGCGUGUACCACGACCUCUCCAAGUUCAAGCUCAGCGCGUUCGUCGUGUCGACCGCGGCGGCGGGUUACGUGCUGGGCAGCGGUGAGGUGAUCGACUGGGAGCAGCUCGGUUGGACGUCGCUGGGCACGAUGCUCUGUUCGUCUUCGGCGAACACGUGGAAUCAGAUCUUCGAGAUCAAGAACGACUCGGUGAUGGCGAGGACGAUGCGAAGGCCGCUGCCGUCGGGGCGGUGCUCGGUGGCGCACGCCGCGCUCUUCGGCGUCGUCACCGGCAUGGCGGGCGUCGGGCUUCUCAAGGAGAAGGCCAACGACACCACGGCGGCCCUGGGCGCCGGUAACGUCGCGCUCUACGCGCUGUGCUACACCCCGAUGAAGCGGGUGCACUGGCUCAACACGUGGGCGGGCGCCGUCGUCGGCGCGGUGCCCCCGCUGAUGGGAUGGGCCGCCGCGCGCGAGGGCGCGAUCGAGCCCGCGAGCGGCGUCCUCGCGGCCGCGCUCUACUUCUGGCAGAUGCCCCACUUCAUGGCGCUCGCGUACAUGGCCAAGGACGACUACGUCAGGGGCGGGUACCGAAUGCUCUCGCACCCGUCGAGCGAUCCAACCGGCCGAAGGCUCGCCGGGGUGGCGAUGCGAAACGCCUUCUACAUGUUCCCCCUGGGCGCCCUCGCCGUGGGCUGCGGCCUGACCACCGCGCCGUUCGCGUACGAGGCGGCGCUCCUCGCCGCACCCAUGGCGCUCAGCGCGGCUGUGUUUUACCGCAGGCCGUCUAUACCAAACGCCAGGAACAUGUUCUACGGGUCCUUACUCUACCUCCCCGCGUUUCAGGCGCUGGCGUGUUUACACAGGGUG